AAAUCAAAGCAUAUCCACUGAAUGGAAUUUUAGUAUUUUGCUGUCGUUUUGAUGUUUUCCUCUGGGCUUCUUCAGUUCUACCAGACACUUCCUGCGAGAAUGGGGGCAGGAGCGCUCGCCGUCUGUCAAAGUAAAGCAGCCGUGCGGCUGAAAGAAGACAUGAAAAAGAUAGUGGCAGUGCCACUCAGUGAGCAGAGGAAUUCGACCUAUAAGAAGCUGUUUGGCGUCAGUCUCCAAGACCUUCAGCAGCAGGGGCUGACUGAGAAUGGCAUUCCAGCCAUAGUGGGGACGAUAGUGGAGUACUUGACGAAGCAUGGACUCACCCAGGAAGGCCUUUUUAGGGUGAACGGCAACGUGAAGGUGGUGGAACAACUGCGCUUGAAGUUCGAGAGUGGAGUGCCCGUGGAGCUCGGGAGGGAUGGCGAUGUCUGUGCGGCAGCCAGCCUGCUAAAGCUCUUCCUGAGGGAGCUGCCGGAGAGCGUGAUCCCCUCAGCUCUGCGUCCUCGACUCAUCCAGCUCUUUCAGGAUGACAGAAACGAUGCUCAGGAGAGUGGCUUAAGAGACUUAAUAAGAGAACUGCCAGACGCCCACUACUGCCUCCUCAAGUACCUGUGCCAGUUCUUGACAAAAGUAGCCAAGCACCAUGUGCAGAAUCGCAUGAAUGUUCACAAUCUCGCCACUGUAUUCGGGCCAAAUUGCUUUCAUGUGCCACCUGGGCUUGAAGGCAUGAAAGAACAAGACCUCUGCAACAAGAUAAUGGCUAAAAUACUGGAGAAUUACAAUACCCUCUUUGAAGUGGAAUAUACAGAAAAUGAUAACCAGAGGUGUGAAAGCCGGGCCAGGCUUAUCAUAGUAAAAGAGGCCAGUUGUAAGAACUCCUUGCCCAUCCUUCUAACAAAAGACAUAGAGAGAGAUGUGCAAAAACCGUCUCCAAAAACCAGGAUCCCAGAGUCCGGGAGUGAGGGAUCUAUUAAGGCCCACGGGGUACCUCAGCCAGAGCUAUCUGAUGGCGUUCCUCACGUCAGCCUACGGCUAAGUCGCAGAAAACUCUGCUGGGGUGACGUGAAUUCAGCAGAGGACGCUAUUGGUGCCAAGUCAGUAUCCAGUUCGCAGGAAGAUGAAAGACCUAUGUCACCUUUCUAUUUGAGUACCCGUGUAUCCCAAGUGAACAAUGUUUCGACAACUGGAGAACUCUUAGAAAGAACCAUCCGGUCAGCUGUAGAACAGCAUCUUUUUGAUGUUAAUAGCUCUGGAGGCCAAAGUUCAGAGGACUCGGAAUCUGGAACAUCGUCAGCAUCUUCCACCACAUCCACCAGACAGCGGCGACGCCCAUCCAAGGAGCAGGAUGAAGUUCUAUGUGGCAGAGACCUGGGACUUAUCAACAAAGAAAAUAUUCCUUCUGGGUUCAGCAACCUUGACGAUUGUAUUUUGAAUGCUCAGGAAGUGGAAAAAUUACAUGAAAAUACUUCCAGUUAUAUUGGAGAAGGGGGCAAACCCAAACGUCAGAAAUCCAGUUCCAAACUUUCUGAGCUCAAUGAAAAUCAAGAUGGUCUUGUGAAUAUGGAAAGUCUCAAUUCCACACCAUCUCAUGAGAGGGCUGGACCUGAUGAUGAUGAACUGAUGUCCGAUGAAAGCAAAGAAAAUGAAAAAGGUGGCGGACACACCCAGCAUUUUGAGAGCCCCACAAUGAAGAUUCAGGAGCAUCCCAGCCUACCUGACACCAAGCUGCAGAGGACCCAAGAUGCCAAUGACCAGCAGGAAAGCUUUGUCUCCGAAGUGUCCCCGCUGGACCUGACUGCAUUGUGUGAUGAGAAGAGCUGGGAAGAGCCCAUCCCUACUUUCUCCUCGUGGCAGCAGGAGAACGUGGACUCGGACGAAGCACACCUCUCCCCACAGGCUGGGCGCCUGAUUCGUCAGCUUCUGGACGGAGACAGCGACCCAAUGCUCUCUCCUCGGUUCUACGCUUACGGGCAGAGUAGGCAAUACCUGGAUGACACGGAAGUGCCGCCUUCUCCGCCAGAUUCCCAUUCUUUCAUGAGGCGGCGGAGCUCCUCCCUGGGGUCCUACGAUGAUGAGCAAGAGGACCUGACACCCGCCCAGCUCACACGAAGGAUUCAGAGCCUUAAAAAAAAGAUCCGAAAGUUUGAAGACCGAUUCGAAGAAGAGAGGAAGUACAGACCUUCCCACAGUGACAAAGCAGCCAAUCCAGAGGUUCUGAAAUGGACAAAUGACCUUGCCAAAUUCCGAAAACAACUUAAAGACUCGAAACUAAAGAUAUCUGAAGAGGACCUAACCCCCAGGAUGCGGCAGCGAAGCAACACCCUACCCAAGAGUUUCGGUUCCCAACUUGAGAAAGAAGAUGAGAAGAAGCAAGAGUUGCUAGAUAAAGCAAUAAAGCCCAGCGUUGAGGCCACGCUGGAAUCGAUCCAGAGGAAGCUCCAGGAGAAGCGGGCGGAGAGCAGCCGUCCUGAGGACAUUAAGGAUAUGACCAAAGACCAGAUUGCGAAUGAAAAAGUGGCUCUGCAGAAAGCUCUGUUAUAUUAUGAAAGCAUUCAUGGACGGCCGGUAACCAAGAAUGAACGGCAGGUGAUGAAGCCACUCUAUGACAGAUACCGGCUGGUCAAACAGAUCCUGUCCCGGGCCAACACCAUACCCAUCGUUGGUUCCCCCUCCAGCAAGCGGAGAAGCCCUUUGCUGCAGCCAAUUAUCGAGGGCGAAACUGCUUCCUUCUUCAAGGAGAUCAAGGAAGAAGAGUGCUCAGAAGAUGACACCAAUACAAAGCCAGACUUCACAGUCACUCUGAAGACUGAUUUCAGUGCACGUUGCUUUCUGGACCAAUUUGAAGAUGAUGCUGACGGGUUUAUUUCCCCAAUGGAUGAUAAAAUGCCAUCAAAGUGCAGCCAGGACACCGGGCUUUCAAAUCUCCAUGCUGCUUCAAUACCUGAACUCUUGGAACACCUCCAGGAAAUGAGAGAAGAAAAGAAAAGGAUUCGAAAGAAACUUCGUGAUUUUGAAGACAAUUUUUUCAGGCAAAAUGGAAGAAAUGUCCAGAAGGAAGACCGCACUCCUAUGGCUGAAGACUACAACGAAUAUAAGCACAUAAAGGCAAAACUAAGGCUCUUGGAGGUGUUGAUCAGCAAGAGAGACACUGAUUCCAAGUCCAUGUAAGGGCAGCCCCAGCCCUAGCCGAGGGGGCUGGGGACACGGAGUGAAUUUGCCACCUGCCCCCCCGGGUAAAUAGCAGCUCUGCGGAAACUGGAAGGCAGCCGUGGAGCUGGACCUGCAAAGCAUGUAGCCCUUCUGCCUCCAGGCCGUUGGGAUUGGCUCCAGUUUCCAUCGCCUACCUUAGAAACCGCCCAGAUGGAAGAAGGCAACUCACCCUGACUUAAGAAUUUUGUAAGGGAAAGUCAGGAUCCCUGCGUGCCUCCACGUGUGCACGCACCCACACACAGGCGCUGUAGUGGAAGUUUUACUAACACUAGCAGUGAUGAAUCACUACAUUGAGACACACUCAUCUACAGAGAAUACACACUGUUCUUCCCUGGAUAACUGAGAAGCAUGAAACCAUUCUCUGUCUAACUGUGAUAAAAACAAGCUCAGGACUUCAUUCUGUAGAGCGAACGUGCCGUGCAGGCCCGUGUUCUCUUUGGACCCAGUCAAGUGGGAACAUGCAUCGGAGCCCUGUUUGCUGCCAUGGCCAUUCUUGUGACCUUUCCCCAGAGCCGCACCUUUCCCCGCUCAUGUGAACUGUUCCCCUUCAGCUCUCAGGUAGAUGAAGCUGCAUCUGCCCAGAAUGGCAGGGCAAACAUCUACUUGAAGGUGUGUUUCUUCAGGACUUCCUCAGCUGACAGGAUUUUGAUCCCUGACUAGGGCUGGAUCAUCUGUAGAGGACAGAGAGAAUAUAGCAGUAGCUAUGUUAAUGCUGAUUUUUAAAUCAGGUAACAGGGUGAAGAGCCUGGAGGAUUCUUUGCUACACAUUGACUGCACUUAUCAGUCUCAGAUUUUAACAUCCAACACUAAGCGAGGACAGCUUGCCAUGGCAAACUGUAGGGGGCUUAGUUUCAUUUUGGCACUAGCCAGACAUAUAGGGUCUUGCUUUUAAUUCCUAGCUUAAGUGUAGAGGAUUGUGAGAGAGGGAGAAAGAGCCUGUGUUCUCAGCCUCCUGAGGACUUAGCAGAGUUUAAUUUUUUUUUUAAAGGAAGCCUACACUAAAAUCCCCUAACUGAGGGGUAAAUGUAGCCCUCAGAGCUCAGCCCAAGGCAGAAUCUAAAAGCACGCUCUUUUCAAGAUCGUGUAUAAAGAGAACAAAUAAUGGGGUAUGGCCAAUUAUGAUUAUAAUUUUUGCAAAGACUGUGUCACAAAGCUGUCCAUAUUAGACAUUUUGGAGGGACCAGGAAUUUAAGACACCAAAUGAUGCAUCUCUGUAGUGUGCUGACGUCACUUUGUGAUUUGUCCUUACUCUCUGAGGGUCUGUGUCUGCACUGAGGAAGGCGGGCUCUCAUUCUGCCUGUCCAUCCCAGGCCCACCUGUGUGCUUGGUGAGGUCGAGCACAGGUGUCUGCACACCAGCCACUGAUGCCAAGAGAAGGCAUUGAGCAGGCUCUGCCUUUUGAAGGUAACGUCGCAGGAUGAACAGGACAGCAGGGAUGCCCUCCUGUAUGUUUUGAGACUUGCCUUCUUAAAGGGUACCAUUUUGUUUUGUUUAAUAAUAAGAAGAAAAUAAAGAGAUUGUAAAACUCUACUGACUACUUGUCAGUUUCAAAAAAAAAAAAUGGGUUCUUGAGAAACUGAUCAGCUUGGAUUUCUAGCAGCAUUUUCCAUUGCUGAAGUGAGAGAACAGCCUCUGUUAGCAGAAAAUCAUUUAAGUCAGGAGUAGGGGAAAAAGAAUACCUUUAAGUUUGCUCUUAAAAAUAAUCAUAUAGAAGCAUGAGCUAUGUGUUGGAAAUGCCCUGGUUUACUCCACACACUGAAAGACAGUACCUAAUCCUCGUGAAAAUAUAGUUUGGUAUUCUUUGCUCUACUGUUUACAUUGCAGAUCGCUAUAAUUUCAAGGAGUUAUAUUAUAAAUAAAUGAUGCACUUUAGAACCUUUUCUAUUUUUGAAAUCUGAACAUGAAUCAUUCACAUGACCAAAAAUUGUAUUUUUUAGAAAAAAUACGUCUAGUCUGUCCUUUUUCAGUAAUUAUUCUCUUAAAUAAGUUAUAGUAGAAAUCAGAUCAUUACCAGUUAACUUUUAAAGCACAUCUACGAGUAUUGUUUUGAAAAUACUAAUAUGCUACAGAAUUUAAAAAGAAAAACUAUAUAAAUGAGAAGCUACUAAAUGUUGCGAAAUCUAUUGUUUUUGCCAAAGUUAAAUUAAGUAAAAGAUUCGUUCAGGAAUCCACAUUCAAAUUUGUAUGAUUGAAUAAAAGAAAACACCAAGUUAUAGUAAAAUAAAUUGUGUACGGAAUGUCGUGUUUUCCUUUGUAAUUUCUAAUGAUCUAUAUACUUCAUAGAAUGGCGCCCAGAUUAAGCGGGGAAGCCCUGUUUACACUAGAUCCUAUCUAAAGACAUGUUAGUCAGUAGGUUCUGGCUUUGCCAAAAAUGCUGAGACAAAUUUGUUUCCACAGCAACCAUUUCUGCAGCCCAGGGUCUCAAGGCCCCAGAGGCAGUGUCUUAAUUGGCUUCACACAGAACUCUCUGGACUGGGCUUUUUCCUUUGCGCUCUUGGGAAUGUGUGUGUUUAUUAGCACAUGCCAACAAAAUAAAUGUCAAGGGUUAUUUAAUAACAAUGCUAAGUAAAGGUGAAGCAUGAAUAAACUUGAUUGUCUGAUUGUAAGAACCAGAGAUAGCAGAGGCUUGUAAUUUUCACUAGCAUUUGCUUUGACGGUGUUCAGUCUGAAGUAAACAUUGAAAUAGAUGUUUAUAUUAGGCAUGGAAUCAUUACUGCAUUUCAUCUUUGAGUCAUUUAGUCCGGAUUUCACUUUUUAGACAUGUUUGUGCAAGGUGUAGGAUAAGGGCCUGCUUAGAAGUUUCUCAAGACAGCUGAAGUUUGUCUUGCGCUGGGAGAAGAAAGCUCACAUAAUCUCAGUGAUCUCCCGAUUCAGGGAAAAUUUCCGUGAAAGAGCAAGUCAAAUUUCAGACUGGAGAACUAAUUUUUUUUUUUAGUUGCUAGCUAUACUGCAUUGCAAGCUAAUAAUUAGAUUUCUUCCCUUUGGUUGCCAGUUUGGAGUCAAAAGAUUAUUAUUUAUUGCCAAGGCAGGGAUCAGUGAUGUCUCUAUUCGCAACACCAGUGUAAUUUUUGCUUUGUCUGCCUCUGAUGCAAUGCUUUCGUGGUGGCAGAAGAGCCUAAUGUAGGGUGUGCCUGCUCCCCAGUGUGGCAUUUCUACCUGGACCAAUGCUUCAGGGCUGUGCUUGUGUCAUAAAUAUUGCACUGAGAUGGCUUGAGGCCAGCGGUCUUGGAGGCCCUGAGGGCCAAGCGCUUAUUAAUGUGGUUGAGCUUGAAAUUCCUUAUAAGUUGAAUAUUUAGGUUUAUUAACAGAAUCAAGGGGCGGCCAUGGGUGCCAAUUAAUUUGGUUCUUUCUGGGGCUGCCCAGUUCUCAGUAGACAGAAUUGGGUCCAGUCUCCAGAACUGAUCACAGAUUUACAAGGAAAAUCAAAUUUUAAAGUUUGUUGAUUAACUUUAUUUAAAGACAAUCUAGUAACGAAGAUGCCAUUUUUCUUAAUGGUGACACCUUCCUACUUUUGAUGGUACAUUUAUAGUUGAACGCCAUACACACACUAUUAACUGCUUUGUGAAAAGUUGGUUGUAGAGUAAAUUGUAUUUUGCUUUCAAGAGAGCUUCCUGACACAUUGCUUCCUGGGUUUUUUUCCCCCUAGGUGGGGAGAGGUGGUUUCUGCACCAAGAUCCACACUCCUUGAUGUUCUUUUUCAGUAUUCACAUGGUUACAUCAAUAGGGAGGGACAAAACUACUAAAAUGUGAAGCAGUGUUUCCUCUGAAGCCCAUGUGUUUGGCAGAACCCAGAAUGUACUUUCCUUUUAUUAAUUCCCUUUUAUUUUUUUCCCCACUUGACCCUCAAAAUGUACCGAAGAGCACAUUUUGUCAAAAGACUGUCCAAACAUUUUCAAAUAUUUAUAUAUUCAAAUUGUGUAUACUGGCACUUCUUCACAUGGCAGCCAACAUGGCAACCUCCAAACAAGAGUGAGCUGUGUGUCGGGCCCUGCACUGCGGCACUGGCCACGUUCCUGAGUAGAGAUUGUGCCCCUGUGGGCAUCUGCGUUCUUCCGCCACGACCCUUCUAAUAGAUGUAUGCAGAUAGGCUGAGAUGGAUUAAGGAUUUGCACACUGGUGUGUGUAAAAUGAAAUCUGUACAUCCACAACUUCAUAUUGCAGUGAAGCUGCAGUUAUGUCUCUAGAGAAUCUCAUUUUGCCUGGAAUCCGGCAAGUUGUGGUUCUGUGCAGGGCUCGAGAAGUCGGUUUGGCAGGUCUAAUUCUCCAUC
Ceratotherium simum simum (southern white rhinoceros) is the source of this 7478-nucleotide messenger RNA. NCBI's taxonomy places the organism in Eukaryota, Metazoa, Chordata, Mammalia, Perissodactyla, Rhinocerotidae. The record is from RefSeq and is a predicted model, not a curated record.